ACCGGGCGGCUGGAAGGCAGGGCGCGGGGCCGCGGCGAGAGGAGCUGCGCAGAGGGGCAGGGCGAGCUGGGGCUGCGGAGCAUCGCUUCUCUCGGCCGGCUUGGAUGAUUUUCCCCCCUCUUCCACGAUUCAGGCAAGAACCAAAUCGUGUGCAAGGUCAAGAUCCAAACCGUCAGCGUCCACAGCUCGCGCAGCCCCGCAGCCCAGGGCGCAGUCCCGCCGCACCCGGAGACCUCGCGUUCUCCCUCGCCCUCCUGCAGGGAGAGGGAGACUCCUUCGCCGCCGCCGCCGCCUUCGCUGCAGAGAGCGGUUCCCUCGCUCAGAACCAUGACGAGCAAGAAGCUGUUCGAGGACCUCUCUGGCAGAGGCAAAGCCAUCGGAGUCCUGACCAGCGGCGGCGAUGCUCAGGGUAUGAACGCAGCGGUCCGUGCAGUGGUGCGCAUGGGGAUCUAUGUUGAAGCAAAAGUAUAUUUUAUCUAUGAGGGAUACCAAGGUAUGGUUGAUGGGGGUGAAAAUAUUGUUGAAGUUACAUGGGAGAGUGUUUCAAGUAUCCUCCAAGUGGGGGGGACUGUUAUUGGCAGCGCUCGCUGCAAACCUUUCCGGACUCGAGAAGGUCGUUUGAAAGCGGCCUGCAAUCUGGUGAAGCAUGGAAUCACAAACCUUUGUGUGAUUGGGGGAGAUGGUAGCUUAACCGGUGCUAAUAUCUUUCGGGGAGAGUGGAACGGCCUCUUAGAGGAGUUGGCGAGGAAUGGUGAGAUCGAAGAAGAAGCUGUAAAGAACUAUGCUUACCUCAACAUUGUGGGAAUGGUUGGCUCCAUUGACAAUGAUUUCUGUGGGACAGACAUGACCAUUGGCACAGAUUCAGCCCUGCACAGAAUUAUUGAAGUUGUGGAUGCCAUCAUGACUACUGCUCAAAGCCAUCAGAGGACCUUUGUCCUAGAGGUGAUGGGAAGACACUGUGGGUAUCUAGCACUUGUUAGUGCUUUAGCCUGUGGUGCAGAUUAUGUUUUUAUCCCUGAAUAUCCACCUGAGGAAGGAUGGGAAGAUCACAUGUGUGCUAGGCUUUCUGAGAAUCGUGCCGGAAAGAAAAGGUUGAAUAUUAUAAUUGUGUCAGAAGGAGCAAUCGAUUCCUGCAACCGGCCUAUCACUUCUGAACAAGUGAAGGAUCUUGUGGUGAAACGGUUAGGGUUUGACACACGGGUAACCAUUCUUGGCCAUGUGCAACGAGGAGGCACACCCUCUGCUUUUGAUCGGAUUUUGGCCAGCCGCAUGGGUGUGGAGGCCGUCCUUGCCCUUCUGGAAGCCACACCUGAAACUCCUGCAUGCGUGGUGUCCCUGUCUGGAAACCAAGCUGUCCGCCUGCCUUUAAUGGAGUGCGUUCAGAUGACCCAAGAUGUACAGAAAGCUAUGGAUGAAAGAAAAUUCGAAGAAGCAGUAGAACUCCGUGGAAGGAGUUUUUCAAACAACUUGAAUACCUACAAGCUCUUGUCUAACAAAAAGCCAAAGGCUGAACUGCCCAAGAGCAAUUUCACUGUCGCUGUCCUAAAUGUUGGCGCACCAGCAGCUGGGAUGAAUGCUGCUGUCCGUUCCGCCGUGAGACUUGGGAUCACUGAAGGACACAAAAUGUUGGCUGUCACUGAUGGCUUUGAAGGCUUUUCUAGAGGGGAGAUUAAAGAAAUCAAGUGGGGAGAUGUCGGAGGUUGGACUGGCCAAGGAGGGUCAAUACUUGGCACAAAACGUACACUUCCUGGAAAGUACUUGGAGGAGAUUGCAGAACAGAUGCGAACUCAUAACAUCAAUGCCCUCCUUGUUAUUGGUGGCUUUGAGGCAUACCUGGGACUAUUGGAGCUCUCUGCAGCCCGGGAGAAAUAUGAAGCGUUCGGUAUUCCCAUGGUUAUGGUUCCCGCAACCGUAUCCAACAAUGUGCCUGGUUCUGAUUUCAGCAUUGGUGCAGACACUGCUCUGAACACUAUCACUGAUGCCUUUGAAAGCUGCUUGCUGCUAGCUGAAGCCCGGAGCCGCUAUGAGGAGUUUUGCAUCCCAAUUUGUGACUUGCCUGCAACCAUUAGCAAUAAUGUCCCAGGCACUGACCUUACUAUCGGUGCUGAUACUGCCUUGAAUAUUGUUGUAGAGACCUGCGACCGAAUCAAGCUAUCCGCAAGCGGGACAAAGCGACGUGUGUUUAUCAUUGAGACCAUGGGAGGCUACUGUGGCUACCUGGCUAAUAUGGGGGCUUUGGCUGCAGGUGCCGACGCUGCAUAUAUUUUCGAAGAAAAAUUCGACAUUCGGGAGCUACAGGCCAAUGUGGAACAUCUGACUGAAAAGAUGAAAACCAGCAUUCAGCGAGGUUUGGUCCUGAGGAACGAAAAUAGUAGCCAGAACUACACAACUGACUUCAUUUAUCAGCUCUAUUCGGAAGAAGGCAAAGGGGUCUUCGACUGCCGGAAGAACGUGCUUGGUCAUAUGCAGCAGGGUGGUGCCCCUUCUCCAUUUGAUAGAAACUUUGGGACAAAAAUUGCAGCAAAAGCUAUGCUGUGGAUCUCUAAGAAACUAAAAGAAAGCUACCGAAGAGGAAAGGUGUUUGCCAACACUGAGGACUCUGUGUGCCUUCUAGGAAUGCGUCGGAGAAACCUCAUCUUCCAGCCUGUGAUCAAGCUACAGGAUGAGGCAGAUUUUGUGCACAGGAUUCCUAAGGAACAGUGGUGGCUAAAACUGCGUCCCCUGAUGAAGAUCCUGGCCAAAUACAAGACCAGCUAUGAUGUUUCCGAUUCAGGCCAGCUAGAGCACGUGCUUAGACCGAAGGCAUCAGAAGCCUAAGACUGGGAUGCCAGGAUGUCAUAAAUCGAACUCUUUCUCCAUUGUUGAGGAACACGGCUUUAGAGAAUGUGUUACAGCUUCUUUUUGUAACAUCUAAGUUAUUGUACCAGCACUUUAUGUGGGAAACAAAAACUUUACAAUCUCUCUGUUCCUGGUUAUUUUUAGGCUUCAUUGACACAAAGAAACACUCUAGUGCAGUGGUUUUCAACCUUGGCAACUUUAAGAUGUGCGGACUUCAACUCCUAGAACUCUGGGAGUUGACGUCCACACGUCUUAAAGUUGCCAAGGUUGAGGAACACCGCUCUAGUGCCUAACUUAACAAAGAGAACCCAGUUACCGAUGUGUUCCUUAUGAAUAAUCUGUCAAAAACCGGUUCUAUGCACUCAGUGUGAUGCUAUUCAUCUCUUGCACUUUUACCAGAUAGUGUUUACACUCAAAAGCAUAGUUUUGU
Candoia aspera is the source of this 3268-nucleotide messenger RNA. RefSeq names its product phosphofructokinase, platelet (gene PFKP). Gene Ontology annotation, biological process: canonical glycolysis; fructose 1,6-bisphosphate metabolic process; fructose 6-phosphate metabolic process. The record is from RefSeq and is a predicted model, not a curated record. Bases 328 to 2817 code for a protein of 829 amino acids. The transcript has 24 exons. Gene Ontology annotation, cellular component: 6-phosphofructokinase complex; cytoplasm; membrane. Lineage: Eukaryota; Metazoa; Chordata; Lepidosauria; Squamata; Candoiidae. Gene Ontology annotation, molecular function: fructose-6-phosphate binding; monosaccharide binding; ATP binding.